AUGGGAAGAAGAACGAAGCUACUGUUUUUUAUUAAAAUUUUUACGUUUAUAUUUUUAACAUGUAUAUAUCAGUUUUACAAUGAUGUGCGUACGUUUAACAAACUUUCAUAUGGGAACCACAAACAUGGCAUAGAAGUACAUAUAAGAAUUUAUCGAUUACUAGUAAAAAAUAAAUUUCAUAAGGAUUCAAGAGUAAUGGGAUUAAAAGAAAAGGCUUCGAAUAUUAAAGAGAACGAAAACAAAGAUACAUGUAAUAACGAGAAAGGAACCUCAGCGAAAAAGGAAUAUUUAUGUGGAAAUUUAUCAAAGAAUAAUGGAUGCCAUAAACAACCUAUGAAAAGUAAAUCUUUUAUUUUUGAAACAAAAAAAUGUUCUUAUAUGGAAAAAAAAAUAUUUAAAGAACUUGAUUAUAUGGAAUAUCUUAAAAACAACAGAACAAUUCGUGAUAAGACAUACAAUAAAAUAAUACGAAAAAAAUAUGGGUUCCGAAUUGCUUUGCCUUUGCUAUUAUUCUCGUUAGUAUCACUAUUACCAAUAUUAGAUUUAUUACUGGGUGUUACAAUUGAAGAUUUAUUGUUGGUCAAAACAGGGUUAUUUAGUGUAUCUUCAGAAGGCUCGAAAACUCUCACAGCUAAAGUUAGCAUCUUAUCAUUUUUGACUAACUCAGUAUUGAAAUACGUAUGGUGCAUUAUAAUUUAUUGCCUACCUUUCAUUAUAUUAGGUGUUAUAUUUAUAUUAAUGAUUGUUUAUCACCACAAAAAGUUUAAGAAAUUUGAAAAAAUUAAGUUCAAGAAAAGAUAA
Molecule: messenger RNA, 801 nt
Organism: Plasmodium malariae
Lineage: Eukaryota; Apicomplexa; Aconoidasida; Haemosporida; Plasmodiidae
Product: fam-l protein
Exons: 2
Coding region: 1-801 (266 amino acids)
Source: RefSeq, a predicted model, not a curated record